Messenger RNA from Leptidea sinapis, 5142 nucleotides. It is a transcript of the gene H, whose product is annotated as protein hairless. The transcript has 3 exons. Bases 392 to 2002 code for a protein of 536 amino acids. Lineage: Eukaryota; Metazoa; Arthropoda; Insecta; Lepidoptera; Pieridae. The record is from RefSeq and is a predicted model, not a curated record.
AAUGGAUGCUGGGUGUGAAUGAACUAUGUGUUGAAAAACGAACAGCUUUUAACAAAAAUUGUGUCGUGGACCCGAUGAAAAUCGGGUAUCCACUAUUUAUAUUUGUAUAGGUAGUUAUUUGGGCACUUAUAAAAUAAUUGGUGCUGUUCAAGAUAAUCAUUUUAAACAGUUGUCGAAUUCGGUAGUCACCGUGUUGUAAUGUGUUUACGAGUGUUGCGCUACGGGGCUAGCUUCCCGCAGGUGGCCCUAUUAGGAUGAGGACUCGGACGGAAAUGUUAAAAGUUUAUGUGUAUCAACGAGUGUUGUGGAUUGGCUUGUUGUUGUGAUCGGUGCGAUAUGGAUAGGAUUUCAGGACUUGAGCUCGUGUUCUGUAUGAGCGAGCAGAAAUGAAAUGCAUAUACAGGAAGGAACAAUCACAACUCUGACAACAUGUACCAAAAUGACAGAAGAAGUAGACAGAAGACAUGGUGUAAAUGGUAACAGUGGUAGUAAAGGUAUCAGUGAUGAUGCUCCUCUGCAAAACUCUACUCCCGCGGCGACUGGUGGCAGGCUUAAGUUUUUCAAAGAUGGGAAAUUCAUACUGGAGUUGGUGCGAGGCACGGCGCGGGAAGGCGAGCGCUCCGGCUGGGUGUCGGUGCCGCGCAAGACGUUCUGGCCGCCGCCCGCGCCGGCGCCCGCGCCCAGCGCCUCGCUGUCGCUGUCCGACGACAACUCCUCGCUGCACUCCUCCCCGUGCACCUCGCACCGCGACCACUGCUGGAAGCAGCCCAGCCCGCGCCGGAACCUGUCCAAAGAGCUCGCCAUGUACUACUGCAGGCCCUCCACGCUGCACUCGGCGCUCAUCAGCGGCGCCGCCAGGACCAAGCGGCGGCGACCGCACGACACCACCCACCAGGAGCCCCUACCCAACGGCACGCUCAAGAAAACCCCCAACGGAAUCUGUGACGCCAAACACAACGGCGUAGCUUCACCGGAGGCCGCGGGCUGUAAGCAGGAAGAUGUGGUCGACGGACCGCUAGAGUCGAAAACGAAGUCCGAUGGCGACCGAUGGACAGAAUCGGAUCGGGAGAAGUACUACCAUAUGAAACUCAAAAAACCAUAUCAGUAUCAUAAGUUAAGGGUUUAUACAAAGACAAAAACGCCGACGAAACGGAUGGAGCUCGCUCGGGUCAUAGAUAGGCUUCGGGAAAAGUUGUCGUCGCUUCCCGUUCUAGUGAAUGCGAAAUUGGCGAACUGUCGACAAGAGCACAUGAUGGUGUCGCCCCGCAAACGAAUCCUGAGGGAGAUGGAACGCGUCAGCCUCGAGGACCAGGUGACCAAGAGGCGAGCCAAGACCGUGCCGGCGUUGAGCACGGCGUCGUACCCGUCGCCGGCCGGGCCGAGCCACACGCCGCAGCGAGCCGAGCCCGCUCGCGCGCAGAACGGCGCCGCGGGCCGGCGCGACCCGCCCGUCACCAAGAACGUGAGCAGCUACAGCAUCCACUCGCUGCUGAGCAUGGGGGACGAGAGCCCCGCGCGGCGCUCGCCCGACGCCAAGGGCUCGCCGCACUCGUACCCGCCGUCGCUGAAGACGGAGUCGCCGGGCAGCGCGCGCUCGCCCGACCUCAGCCCCAGCCCCGACGGCUACCGCUACCGGUACGGCGGCGGCUCGCGCGACUCGCCCACGCCGCCGCAGCGCGCCUACGUGUCGCCCGGCUCGCCGUACGCGCGGCCCGCGCCGCCGUACCGCGCGGCGCCGGCGCCGCUGCCGCUGCCGGUGGCGGUGGCGGUGCCGCGCGACGAGUGGCCGCCCUACGUGUACCCGUACGCCUACCCGCCGCCGCACCUGUACCGCGUGUCGGCGCCCGCGCCCGCCGCGACCGCCGCGCCCGCCCACUGGAUGCACUACGCCAUGUCGCCCGGCACGUGGCCGCCGCUCGCACAUCCGCUGCUCACGGAGCACAAUAUACUGCCUAAAGAAGAACCCACCUCAGAUUUGCCAUUAAAUCUGUCCAAGCACUGAGCGGAGCGUGCGGUCCGUCACUCGCGCACGACUCACGAUUGCAACUCGAUCCUCGAUACUAUGUCGAACGUUACAACUUCCCUUAGUAGGGGCAUGGAAAUCUAUAUUACAUCUAGAUAUUGUUAUAAAUAGCGUUGUAUUAUUGUGCCCAGAAAACUUUUAGCAAGUAACAUAAUGUAAAAUGCCUAUUCCAAAGUAAAUGAUAUUCACUUUUACAGGAAUUCGUGACAAAAAAACAGACAGUCCACUUGAAAUUAGCAUGAGUAGGGAUGUUCCUACUCACUUAUGUAAGUGUAUCAGAAUACAUAAUAUUGUGCCCAUAGUGUAACAAGGUUUAUUUUAUAACAAUAUUUAUCUGUGCUAUGUAUUAUAGCGCGACCAUCAUUGUAUAUAAUAACAAAAAAAAAUAAGUUAAUAAUAGUUCCAGUAAAACCGGAGUAUCUAAGAAGAGUUACAAUAUAAUUGUGGCGUUGCCUGUUCAUGUUUCCUAACGUACAUUCCAUUAUUGGCGGUUGUUGAGUCCAAAAAUGAAAUCCCACCUAAAUUCGUUUUAUAUGUCUACUGUAGUCUGCAGCUGUACCGGUAUUAUAUUAAGAAUUAAAUGAAUAAUCAAACAGUAUAUUUUUAUAUAAAUCAUGAUUUCCGGGUAUACUCGCCUGAAAGUCUAUUUACAAAGUUAUAUAAGAUAAAUAUUAGUGAAAAUUCACUAUUUUCAUAAAAAAUUGUAUGCAGAGACGUUUUGUAUUUUCAUACGUAUUAUUUGUAUUGCAAGUUGAAUAUAUUAAUAUUGGCUAUAUUAGUGUUAAGAUGAAGAAUGACUUUAUGUGACAGUUAAAAUUGGUAUGACAACCGUGUCUACUCUUGGAUCGACUAUAGCGGCAGCAGUGUUGUGUGAAACAAACCUUACGGCGAAAAUAGGCAGCAAAUAUUUAUCGUACAAUUAGUUUAAUACAGCGAGCUCAUAGUAGGGGUUACAUAUGUAGGGUUUGUCGCAAAAUAUAUCUAUCGGACAGUGCCUUGAUACAAUGAAUUUAUUAAUGAAAAGUUGGGUGAUUUAAUGUUUCUCAUAUUAUAAAUACAAAAAAAGUUGGGUAACAGGCGGUUUUGAGAGGCCUCAGGCAGUGCUUCCAUCCGAGCGCUUUGUAAUUCCGUAGUAAAUGACGUUCGAUCUCAUUAUUUAAUAUAGAAAUUGUAACGAGAUAAAGACUACAGCUUUUGGGAUCAAAUUUGGAUGAGUGUUUAUGUAACAUAUUAUUAUAAAAUAAAAGACAUUUGUAUAUAUAUCAUAGUUCGAGCAUGGUGUAUCAUUGCGGAGAGGGGAGUUAGCUUUAGAGCAUUAAUCGCUUAUUAUUAUUGGUAAAAGUUUAUACCCUCAAAUAAUAAAUAUAAUAACUGUACAGUAUUUUUGUAUCGAGUAUUUGAUGGAGCAGCGAAUUUGUCGCUGCUCCAUGGUCGGGGAAUGAACGACACGGGCGUCUCGCGACCCGUGUUUGAGAUUAAAUCUAGAGAUAGUUUUCUGCAAUUAUAAAUGGGGUUAUUGUAUUAUACGAGUUAAACGAUGUUAAAGGACUGACUCUCAUGUAAUAUUAAUUAAUGGAAUUGUAUAAAAUAGUAUAGUCCGUGGCCUACUUUAUGGAACAGUGUCCGCCAACAAAGUUGAUUUAGUAUAACAUAGCUAGGUGUAACGGAGGUCGCUCAAUUUGCUCAGUAAAUAACACAGGCAUUAGAAAAAGCAGACUCAACUCGUAACAAAAGUUGUUUCCCGACAUCAAUCAAUAAAACGUCUAUUCAAUUGAAAAGUAAUUUUAUAAAUUGUUACCGAUUAUUUUACUACUGCGCUCUUGAAUGAGUAAACUUUCAUAUAAGUUUCUCAGAUAAGAAAGAUUGUUAAGAAUGGUGAGAGCAGUAAACACUGACCUGUAUCAAUACCACUGGACAAGCUUUUUCAUAUGUUUGACAGCAAUUUUUUGUGCAUAUUUGAAGCGCCACUGGCGAGCAUCCGGAGAACUAAUUUUGACAUAAUACAAAUGGCUGCGAAGGAACGUAAAAUACUCUGAAGUAUUUUUGCAUUUUGAAUUAAUUUCGUUCGUUUUCCGUGUUAUAUAUACUUCAAGAAUCAACGUAAUAAGUACACAAUUUUUACUUGGAAAUAGUUUCCCAUCAUCUAUGGAUGUUUGCUGGGGUUGUCAUCACUAGUUUUAGUACCGUAGACUCUCGCUACAUGGCCAACAGCGCCAAAAUGGGGAAUAUCAAAAAGCACAAAAGCACUUUGACAGCCGCCAGUCCAAUGGUAUAUAGUAGAGGUCAGUGGCAUUAAUAGACAAUAAAAUGGAUCCGUCAUACACUCAAAUGUCAAAAACGUUCAGUCUGCUUUUUUUCUUGAACAGUCAAUCUAUUGUCGCGCCGUCCACGGAGGAAACUGCGUUUUUAACAAUAAUGUAUGUUAUUCGUCCAUUUUGGGUUCCUGCUUUCCAAAUAUUAAAUAUAAAACCUUUGAAAUGCAGAAAUUCGAAUGUGUAGCUAUACUGAACCGUGUCGAUGAAGUUGUUACAGAUUUUGUGUAGAAACUGGUAUUAUGAAAGUUGUUCAAUUUGUUAUAUUAUGUGAAUAAAUAUGAUAAAUUGAUUAGAAAUUAAUCGCUCCAACAAACCAAUUUGUAUUAGAUUUUUACGUAAUUUGGCCUUAUCACGUAACCUAUAAUAAUGUAUAAAUUUAAGAUAUUAAAUUAUUUUUAUGUAUCGUUUAGAAUGGAUCUAAUUAAUUUUAAUUCUUAAGUAACUUGCUAAACAAAAUCUUUUCCGACGACUUUAUCUAGCACAAGAUAUAAUGUAGGUGUAUUCUGUAAGUACAAUCUUUUAAAUCAUAAAAAGUACGCGAGAGUGCCAUCGAAAUGAACAUAUUAUGCGAUUUGUUAUUUAUUGUACCUAUUAAUUUAAAAACACAGUUUACUCUGUCGCAGGCUGUAGCCGGUGUUGCUAUAGUAAAUAUUAUAUAUUUUUCUACUCAAAAAUAUACUUUUUGAAGAAAACUAUGACUAUGGUGACGCACGUGAAAUUCACUUAAAACAUAUUUAUGCGGAAUAAUAGUUAUUAUUCAUAUUAAGAUGUAGUUAUGUACUCGAAUAAAUAUAACUUUUUAAA